Vicia villosa (hairy vetch) is the source of this 1260-nucleotide messenger RNA. RefSeq names its product GATA transcription factor 7-like. Gene Ontology annotation, biological process: positive regulation of DNA-templated transcription. The record is from RefSeq and is a predicted model, not a curated record. Bases 158 to 1054 code for a protein of 298 amino acids. Gene Ontology annotation, cellular component: nucleus. NCBI's taxonomy places the organism in Eukaryota, Viridiplantae, Streptophyta, Magnoliopsida, Fabales, Fabaceae. Gene Ontology annotation, molecular function: zinc ion binding; sequence-specific DNA binding. The transcript has 3 exons.
CUUUUUACAAAGGAAGAUAUGCUACUGUAUUUAAAUUCCAUAAUAAAAUUAAAAAAAAACUAUAGCAAUAAGUGUAGAGAAAGAGAAGAAAGAAAAAUUCAUAGUUUCUUUCAAGUUCAACCUAACUUCAAUUCAUCUUCUUCUUGUUUACAGAGAAAUGGAGUUUGCGGUAGCAAAAGCUUUGAAACCGAGUUUACGAAGGGAGUUUGUUUUUCAACAAACGCUUGGUGAGGAACUUUUUAGCCUUAACUCCAAUACGGUGGUUGCCGGUGAAGAUUUCUCCGUUGACGACCUCCUUGAUUUUUCCAACGGCGAUGUUCUUCACCAUGAGCAACACAACGAGGAAGACGAAGAAGAAAAAGAUAGUUUAUCUCUUUCCUCUCACUCGCUCUCGGAAGAUAGCAACUCGAAUUCCAACGACGCUUCCUACGAUUCCAUUUUCUCAACUGAAUUGCUCGUUCCGGAUGAUGACGUGGCAGGCCUUGAAUGGGUUUCUCACUUUGUAGAUGAUUCUCUACCAGAGCUUUCUCUUCUCUACCCGGUUCAUGUUCAAACCAACGAGAAUCCUCAAAAUGAACCGAACCAUGAAAAAAUUACCAGAAAAACCAGAACCGUCAAGAGCAGAAAACCAAACCCUCGAGCCUGGGCUUUUAGUCCUUUGAUUUUACGUCCAUUUUUCCCGUCUACGGUUUUUGUAGAGCCGCCAGCAAAGAAACAGAAGAAAAAGGUUCAGGCCCAGGCCCAGACUCAAGUUGUUGGGGUUGAAGCCCAAGAGGAGGCCCAUUUACAGCGACGGUGUAGUCAUUGCCAAGUGCAGAAGACACCGCAGUGGAGAACCGGUCCGUUAGGAGCUAAAACUCUAUGCAACGCGUGUGGGGUUCGGUAUAAAUCCGGUCGGCUUUUUUCGGAGUAUAGACCGGCUUGUAGCCCAACUUUUAGCAGCGAAAUUCAUUCCAAUAGCCACCGGAAGGUGUUGGAGAUGAGGAAGAGGAAAGGGAUGGUUGGACAGGAAUCCGGUUUAUCGGCUCAGACCCAAAUAGUUACGAGUUGCUGAGUUUAGAUUAGGAAAGAGCUGUAGUUGGUUUGAACCGGGUUCAUGUUUUUUUGUAAAAUAUUUAGUGGUUGUAGUUGUAGUGGUAGUCAGGUCAGGUAGGCAGCAGGUAAGGGAUAUUAUUAGGAAGGUAUGGAUUGUUUUUAUUUUUAUCCCAUUUUGUUAGCUUUGUUCUUUUUAAUUAAUCUAAUACAGUUUUAAGUUUUUUU